AUGAUCAAUGUCUUUAAGGAAUUACAAAAAUAAAUAAUUUUGAAUAGUGAAAGUUCUAUUACUGUUAAAACCCUUUAUACUAUAUUAUGUUAUUUCAACGAGGAGAAAUUAAAAAAAUUUUAAAAUGGAAUAACCAUUAAUGGAAUAUUUCCUCAUAAUCUAUGUCCUUAGAAUUGUAAAUCUAAUUGUAAUUAUUUACACAAAGAUUGGGAAAAAAAAAGUAUGUUUUAAAUAAUAUUGUUAAAAUCUGUCUUAAUAAAAAUUGUUAAUUUGAACAUAAAGAAUGAGAGUCACUAUAAGAAAAAGCAAAAGAUUGUUCAAUAAUUGAAUUUAUUACUCCUGAGGAAAUAUUUUCUAAAGAUAUAUAUGAUUGUGGAAAAUGCUCACAUUUAUUGAAUGAUUAUUGUAACCUUUUGAUAUAGGGUUUGUGUAGAAAUAAAAAGUUUUUUAAAAUCAUAAAGAUUAGGAAAUAUUCUUAACAAAAUGAAUUAAACAAAUUCUUUAAAAUCUUGUAUAGGAUUUUAAAAAAAUUUAUUUAGUUUUUAUUGCUUAAGAAAGAAAAAAGUAAAUUCAAACUACAACUGAUGAAGUGUAAUUAUUUUGCUCAUAAUCAGAAUUUUUUCAUUAUUAAAAGAGGUAUGAUGAAUAAAAUAUUAUAGACAUUGUUUUUAUUAUGGAUUUAACGAAUCUAUGA
Messenger RNA from Paramecium sonneborni, 694 nucleotides. The record is from the annotation of a GenBank genome assembly. Lineage: Eukaryota; Ciliophora; Oligohymenophorea; Peniculida; Parameciidae.